AGGGGGAAGUGUGUGGGUUUUGUGGGGUAGGGGCUAUUUGUGUGCAGAAGGCGAGUUUGAUUUGUUUCGUAUUCUCUGUAUCGAGCUGUAUAUGGCCCGUUCACUUAGUAUCAUUUGGCCCAGUGUGUGGGCAUCUGGAUUUGGGUUUUUGGUGGUUAGGUAUGUGGGAUCCAUGUGGUGGGACAUUUCUUAUCCACAUAACCCCACUUCUCUUCACCACCAAAACUCGCAGUCCACUGGAAGGAAAACAGCCAUCCCUGUUUCUCUCCUCCACAACCCCCACCUCACCAAAAAUCUGCCAUGGCCGCCUCUUUGCUCGUUCUCAUUUCCGGUUCAGGAUCCAACCUGCAGGCGAUCAUUGAUGCUACACAAUCAGGCAUACUCAAGGACAAGGCCGUGGUGAAACACGUCCUUUCGAACCGCAAAAAAGCGUUUGGUUUGGAACGUGCUGCUAAGGCCGGCAUCCCCACGUCCGUCCACACGCUGUUGCCCUACAAAAAGGAGCAUGGUGAUGAAGAGGGAAGACGUCUUUUCGACGAGGAGUUGGGCCGUCAGUUGGUCGAGCAUAACCCUUCGUUAAUUGUUUGUGCCGGAUGGAUGCACAUUUUGUCGCCUAUUGUGCUGAACCAACUCUCCGCUCACAACAUUCCCAUCAUCAAUCUUCAUCCUGCUCUGCCUAAUGCCUUUAACGGAAUCCAUGCCAUUGAGCGUGCUUACGAAGCGAGCCGUCAAGGCAAGAUCAACGAGACAGGCUGUAUGGUUCACUGGGUGAUUGCUGAGGUUGACGGAGGCAAGCCCAUUGCCAUUCAACGCAUUCCCAUUACUCAAGACGACACUGUCGAUUCUCUUGAGGCCAAGAUCCAUGCCGAGGAGCACAAGCUGCUUGUUCAGGCCAUUCACGACAUCGUUACCGGUGCCGUUCCUCGUCCUUAAGGAUCGCUGCAGAUCUUUUCUGAGUUUGUGGAGAUCCACGUUGCAGAUCAUGUUUAAGCAGUGAUCUUCACUACUCUCAUUGCAGUCACCACCAUUUUUGUUUACCCCCUCUCGUAGAUGAAUAUAGCGAAAUUUUGUGAGUGUUCUGGCGUCGCCGUAAGCAUUUUAGCGAUUGA
Messenger RNA from Schizosaccharomyces japonicus yFS275, 1109 nucleotides. Its product is annotated as phosphoribosylglycinamide formyltransferase. Gene Ontology annotation, biological process: 'de novo' IMP biosynthetic process. The record is from RefSeq and is a predicted model, not a curated record. The transcript has a single exon. Gene Ontology annotation, molecular function: phosphoribosylglycinamide formyltransferase activity; catalytic activity. Bases 301 to 933 code for a protein of 210 amino acids. NCBI's taxonomy places the organism in Eukaryota, Fungi, Ascomycota, Schizosaccharomycetes, Schizosaccharomycetales, Schizosaccharomycetaceae.